ACGCGCAUCUUAGUCACUUUGACUUUCCCGUCAUACUCGCCUCCGAAUAAGACAAGCGCGUACACAAUUUACUGGAAAAACUGUGAUUUCGCGAUUCAAGAAUGGCGCCAGCUACUCCACUCGAACAAUCGAAGCUGGCGCUGAAAAUGUGUAGCAAGGCUGAUUUUGACCCCAGCGUGUAUUAGCCUACGGCUCGGCAAUCGCCAUGUUCAUUCGCUGUGCUUGCAGUUGCAGCGCAAGUUCGGAACGAAACAAAGCUCCGGAACGCGUUCAUCGUUGAUUCUCUUCCCUUGCCGUUGAGCAGUCCAGUCAGAACGUCGAGUCCGCUCGCGUGAGCAUUUUUUACCCCCAGCGAAAAAGUUUUCUCGCGUCUGAAAUCGCGUUUCGUGUUUUGACAGUGGUGUGAGGUCGGCGCUACCGCUCCGGCCCGCCGUUUGCGUUCGUGCUCUUGCGUCCAGCUCACGGGAAUUCUCGAGCCCGCCUGAUUGCCACUGACAAGUAAAAAGAGGAAAGAAAAAAUGCCGCCGCGACGGAAGCAGCACGACCCCGCUACCAACAAAAGUUUUGCGAAAGAGGAGGAUGAUUUCGACGAUUCAUCCGGUUCAGAUUUCGAUGAAGAUGACGAUCCUGAUAAAAUAGAAGUCCCUGGAGGAGGAAAAGAUUUAGAAACAGCCGUAACGUAUGCCAAAAACAGUAUAAAAAAUACCACAACCCUGGAUAAAUCAGCUGGAUCUACAAUGCAGUCGGACGGUACAAAUCUGUCAGCGCGAUCAGCUCCUAAAUUGCCAGCAGGUCUUGUCACCAAAACUGCUGGGCUGGAGGAUAUGACUUUUUUGGCUUCAGGUGCGAUGCCAUAUGGUAUGGGACCUAGUCAUAUGAUGAACAUGGGCUAUGCAGGAAUACCGAAUUAUUACCAGGCAAAUACAAUGGCAGCGUCAUUACUGCGGCGCAGACCAAUGAAUGCGACACCCGAAGAAGAAGAAGCAGAGGAUGAGGAAAUGGGUGUUGCGGAAACAUAUGCAGAAUAUUGGCCAGCAAAAUUGAAAUUGGGAAAGAAACAUCCAGAUCCUGUUGUCGAAACGGCCUCACUGUCAUCCGUAGAACCUACCGACGUACAUUAUAAAGUCUCUAUUCCAAGUGAAACUAUUAAUGGUGGUUUACUUAGCGCCUUACAGUUGGAAUCUAUAACGUACACUUCCCAAGCACAUGAUCAUUUGUUGCCGGAUGGAUCAAGAGCUGGAUUUUUAAUAGGUGACGGAGCCGGUGUUGGAAAAGGUCGUACCAUAGCUGGCAUAAUUUUUGAAAACUAUCUAAAAGGACGGAAGAAAUCAUUGUGGAUUUCAGUUUCGAAUGAUUUGAAAUACGAUGCUGAACGUGACUUACGUGACAUAGGAGCGGGCAAGAUUGAAGUGCACCCCUUAAAUAAGUUCAAAUAUGCCAAAAUAUCAUCGGAAAUAAAUAAUAACGUGAAGAAGGGUGUAAUAUUUAGUACCUAUUCAGCAUUAAUUGGCGAGUCGAACAACAAAAGUGGAAAAUAUAAGUCUCGUUUAAAGCAACUACUUCAGUGGUGCGGCGAGGACUUCGACGGUUGCAUCAUAUUUGAUGAAUGUCACAAAGCUAAAAAUCUCUGCCCGGUUGGAUCAGGAAAACCGACGAAAACGGGCUCCACAGUAUUAGAACUGCAGAACAAAUUACCGAAAGCGAGAGUUGUAUAUGCUUCGGCAACUGGAGCAUCGGAACCACGUAAUAUGGCUUAUAUGGUCCGAUUAGGAAUGUGGGGAACAGGCACCCCAUUUCAAACUUUUAACGAUUUUAUAACGGCUGUGGAGAAAAGGGGAGUAGGCGCCAUGGAAAUUGUAGCGAUGGACAUGAAAUUACGAGGAAUGUAUAUUGCACGACAGCUUAGUUUCCACGGAGUGACUUUUAAGAUUGAAGAAGUACCUUUGGCGGAUGAUUAAAAAGUUUACGAUACUUCAGUAGCUCUCUGGGUGGAGGCUAUGCAGAAAUUCACAGAAGCUGCGGAACUGAUCGAUGCCGAAAGUCGAAUGAAGAAGACAAUGUGGGGUCAAUUCUGGUCAGCUCAUCAGCGUUUCUUCAAAUAUCUUUGUAUAGCUGCGAAAGUAAACCAUGCGGUGACCGUGGCAAGAGAAGCAAUUAAAUAUGGAAAAUGUGUAGUCAUUGGUCUGCAAUCAACCGGAGAAGCCAGAACGUUGGAACAAUUAGAACGCGACGAGGGAGAACUGAGUGACUUUGUGUCAACAGCGAAAGGUGUUUUUCAGUCGCUGGUAGAAAAACAUUUUCCGGCACCAGAUCGAAAUCGAAUCAACAGACUAUUGGGAUUAGAUGCAAAGAAGACAACAUUACAGGAGAUAAUGGAAGAGGACUCUGCAGGAACGUCCAAACGGAAGUCUGUUCGGCAAGCGGCUAAACAACAGCGCGUUAAGCGCUCUCGAUAUGAUUCGGACAGUGAUGGUUCAAAUCGAAAUUCAGAAGAUUCCGAAUUCAAAUUAUCUGGUAGUGACAGUGAAGAAUCAGAGAACGAUUCAGAUAGUUGUCAAAGUAGUGACUUUAAUCCCUUCUAUUCCGGAUCAGAUAGUGAUGACGAUCCGUGGGUGAGUUCAAGGAAGAAAAAAAAGGUAAAACCCGAGAAGUCGCCACGAAAAAAACCAAAGACUACACAAGAUAAGAUCCAACAAUUGCUGACAAAGAAACAAGAACAAAAGCCUGGAGUGGCGCAAACAAAUGGCAUGCGCAUGCAACUGGGGCCACCACCUAAAGAUGCUAUCGAACGUGCGUGCACUAUGAAAGAGGAACUGCUGAGAAAGAUCGACCGUUUGGGCGAUAAAUUACCGCCAAAUACUUUAGAUCAGCUGAUCGAUGAAUUAGGAGGUCCCGAUAACGUUGCCGAGAUGACGGGAAGAAAAGGCAGGGUUGUGCAAACUGAAGACGGUUCUAUUCAGUACGAAUCGAGAUCUGAACAGGACGUGCCGUUGGAAACACUGAAUCUAACGGAGAAACAAAGAUUUAUGAAUGGCGAAAAAGAUGUUGCAAUAAUUUCAGAAGCAGCGUCGAGUGGUAUUUCGCUGCAAAGUGAUCGAAGAGUUAGAAAUCAACGCAGACGAGUGCAUAUCACUCUUGAACUACCAUGGUCAGCGGAUCGUGCAAUUCAACAAUUCGGGAGAACACAUCGAUCAAAUCAAGUGAACGCUCCUGAGUAUAUAUUUUUGAUCUCAGAUCUGGCUGGUGAGAGGCGUUUCGCAUCGACAGUAGCCAAGCGUUUAGAAUCGCUAGGAGCAUUGACACAUGGCGAUCGACGUGCAACUGAAACAAGAGACUUGUCGCAAUUCAACAUAGACAAUAAGUACGGUAGAGCUGCCCUUGAGGCGGUUAUGAAAACAAUUAUGGGUUAUGAAUCACCUAUAGUACCACCUCCGCAAGAUUACAAGGGCGACUUUUUGAAAGAUGUCGCUGGUGCUCUAGUCGGUGUGGGUUUAAUCGUGAAUAGUGAAGCUAUGCCAGGCGUUUUAAGCUUGGACAAAGAUUACAAUAAUAUCUCAAAGUUCCUAAAUAGAAUCUUAGGGAUGCCGGUUGAACUCCAGAAUCGUCUUUUUAAGUAUUUCACUGAUACGCUUAAUGCAAUAAUAACACAAGCCAAGAAGUUGGGCCGUUUCGAUCUAGGAAUCUUAGAUUUGGGAGCAGCAGGAGAGAAUGUAACGAGAGUGAAACUUAUGAAGUUCAUCAGGAAACAUGCAACAGGAAUUGCGCCAACAGAAUUACACACAGUUCAGGUGGAAAGAGGAAUGAUCUGGCAAGAAGCAAUGGAUAAAUAUGCAGACCUCAUUAGUGAAAAGGAAGGAUUCUAUCUAUCUCAUCAGAUUCGCAACAACAAGCAAACCGUGAUCCUUGCUGUUGAAAUCGAGUCCCCACAAAAGAAGAAGGCUGAUUCGAAAACAUCAAAGAAAGACAUGAUGUUCCAGGUCCAUCGACCCAAUACUGGUCUGCAGUUCCGUAACGAGUCUCUAGCCGAGUUGGAGAAAAAAUACAAGAAAGUGACAAGUGAAGAAGCAGAGCCACAUUGGAUCCAACAAUACGACGCUUCGGUGAAUACUUGUUCACACGCCUAUUGGAAUGGUAACUGUAGAAAUGUAAAUAUGGGACAAGACUGUGAGGUCGGACUGCGGCGCCGUACAUAUACUGUUUUAGCUGGUUCAGUUUUAUCUGUUUGGUCAAGAGUUGAAAACAUAUUAGCGAUGAAGUGCAGCGCAUCGAACAACAAGAUGCAAGUGAUACGAUUGAAAACCACCGAAGGUAUUAAGAUUGUAGGAACACUGAUACCGAAAAACUGUGUUGAUGCGCUUGUCGAAGACUUAAAAUCCGACGCAGAAAAGGUAGAAGAGCAAGUGUUUCCUAAGGCUUAAAUGUAGGAAUAGCAGGAGAGAAAACAGUACAGUUAUUAUAUAAAACAUAAGAACUAUCAAAUUAAUUCACGGAGGCAACGCUAAGCAGCCUCAAUUCAUAUUAAUGAUAAAAAGGAUCGAUAUUUACAUUUAGUUGUACUUGAUUUUAUUAAUGUUCAACGAUACUAGUAAGUUAGUGUGUAAGUGUUCAGUUUCGGCGUUUGAAUAGUGAAGAAAGAAAAAAUGAUAUUUUUAUCUAUUUUUCGGUUUCUCUGUUUGAUUACCUUCCACCUAAUUGAUUUGGUUCGUCCUUUAGUCACGCAUAUAAAGGGUUAUGUGAUUUAAUAUUCGUUUGGAGAGAACUUUUGUGUAUAGUGAGUAGUACUAUGUACGUGUGAAAAUUUUCUUGUUUUUAGCCCCCUCCUGUUUUAAUUCUUAUUUACGCCUUCAAUAUUGUGAUUUUUUUACAAGAAAAAUUCUUAAAGACGAUAAUUUUUAUAAAUAGAAUACGAAUAAGUAAUAUACAAGAUGGAACUGUAUUUUUAGUUGGUAAUAAAUAAUUAAAAUGCGACAUACAA
Hermetia illucens (black soldier fly) is the source of this 4975-nucleotide messenger RNA. RefSeq names its product protein strawberry notch (gene sno). Gene Ontology annotation, molecular function: histone binding; chromatin DNA binding. NCBI's taxonomy places the organism in Eukaryota, Metazoa, Arthropoda, Insecta, Diptera, Stratiomyidae. The record is from RefSeq and is a predicted model, not a curated record. Gene Ontology annotation, biological process: regulation of DNA-templated transcription. Gene Ontology annotation, cellular component: nucleus.